UCCUCGCUUCGCUACCCCGCCAUCUUUCCUCUGCUGGUGAACUUAGGAGGAGGAGGAAGAAGAGAGGUAGAGAGGUAGGUGGAGAUGGAUGUGACAGGGGCGGUGAGGAAGUCGGCGGCGGCGGAGGUGGGGAUACAAAUGCCGGAGGCGGCGAAGGCGUCGGCAGUGGCCGCCGACUCCGGGACAAUGAGCGGGCCCCUGGUGCCUGUGACAGGGGGAAAAGACCACCGGGCGGCCGCCGCGAUGGGGUGGGACACGGUGGCGGUGGGCGUACGGCUGGCCACGGUCUUGUCGUCGCUGCUGUCACUUAGCAUAAUGGUGACGGCGGAGCAGCGCGGGAGCCUCUCGGUCUUCGGCAUCCAAAUCCCGCUCUACUCCAAGUGGUCCUUCUCCGACUCUUUCGAGUAUUUGGUGGGGAUCUUGGCGGCAGUGGCGGCGCAUUCGCUGCUGCAGCUUCUGUUGAGCUUGAGGAAGCUGGCGCAGGGGUUGCCUGUGAUCCCCUCCCACAGCCAUGCGUGGAUCAUUUUCGCAGGUGAUCAGGUGUUUGCAUAUGCGAUGAUGAGCGCGGGUUCUGCUGCCACCGGAGUGACCAAUCUGAACCGCACAGGGAUCCGGCAUGCACUGAUUCCUGACUUCUGUAAGCCCUUGCAUAGCUUCUGCAACCACAUGGCCAUCUCCAUAAGCUUAGCUUUCCUCAGCUGCCUCUUUCUAGCUAUCUCUGCUGUAUUAGAUGUACUGUGGUUGUCCAAGUAUUGAUGUGUUAUAAGAACCAACAACAUCUUCUUCUACUUGUGCACUUGUUUCAGAAUGAAUAAAACUACACGUGUGAAAUGCUCA
This is a messenger RNA of Musa acuminata subsp. malaccensis (wild Malaysian banana), 837 nucleotides long. RefSeq names its product CASP-like protein 3A1. Lineage: Eukaryota; Viridiplantae; Streptophyta; Magnoliopsida; Zingiberales; Musaceae. The record is from RefSeq and is a predicted model, not a curated record.